Meloidogyne enterolobii is the source of this 483-nucleotide messenger RNA. Lineage: Eukaryota; Metazoa; Nematoda; Chromadorea; Rhabditida; Meloidogynidae. The record is from the annotation of a GenBank genome assembly.
CCAGUAUUUAUUUUGGUCAUUCCCUCCUUCCCUCAUCUCUUCCCUUCCCCCUCUCCUUUCCCCUUCACUUUCCUUCAUCCUCGUUUGGUCAGUUUUGGUCACUCAACUGUUUCCUCCCUUUUUCCCCUCAAUCCCCCCUCCCCUCUCAAAGGAAAAGGGGGAGGUGACUGACCUAAUUCCUUUUUUCCAUCACUUUAUGGGAGCAGCGCCAGCCGCCACCAUUCUUCCACUGACAGACACUGUCACUGACCUAGUACUCUCCUUUAUUCAUUUCCCUUUAAAAUAUCUUCUCUCCGCACCAGCCUCCACCGGUCUGCCAUCCAUUGCCGGUCACUGUCCGCAACAAGCUGAAAAAUGGAAUAGCCAGCGGCGACAACAACCACGAGGCUUUGGAAGAAAAUUAGCGAGGAAUGGAGACAAUAAAUAAAUAAACAAUUUUCUGUCAAAAGGCAAAAGGAACUUUAAUUUCCCCCUCACUCUUUU